AUAACUUCAAUUUGAUUAUUCCUUCUUUCUUAUUCAUCACAACUAGAACAAGAAUUUCUUGAACCUAGGUUAAAAAUAUAAAACAAUUCUUCAUCUUUUUCAUCAUCAUCAUGGGAAGAGGUAGGGUUCAACUGAAACGGAUCGAGAACAAAACAAGCCAACAAGUAACAUUCUUCAAAAGAAGAACAGGACUUCUCAAAAAAGCUAAUGAAAUUUCUGUUCUUUGUGAUGCUCAAGUUGCUUUGAUUAUGUUCUCUACCAAAGGAAAACUCUUUGAGUAUUCUUCUGCACCAAGCAUGGAAGAUAUUUUGGAAAAAUAUGAGAGACAAAAUCAUACAGAACUUACUGGAGCUGCUACCAAUGAAACACAGGGAAAUUGGACUUUUGAAUACAUGAAGCUAACUGCUAAAGUUCAAGUCUUGGAGAGGAACUUAAGGAACUUUGUGGGGCAUGAUCUUGAUCCUAUGAGUGUGAAAGAGCUUCAGAGUUUGGAGCAGCAGCUCGACACGUCGCUAAAGCGCAUCCGAACAAGAAAGAACCAAGUUAUGAAUCAAUCUAUCUCAGAGCUGCAUAAAAGGGCAAGGGCAUUGCAGGAACAAAACAGCAAGCUAGCAAAGACAAAGGAGAAAGAGAAGAUAGUGAAUGAACAUCCUCCACAGAGAUGCCUUGAAACCAUAGGCACAGGCCAAUGUUCAUCCACCCUCAACUUAGGUUUUCAACCACAGAGAUUGGUUCCUUCUCUAGCACUCAGUGGUGCUAUACAAGCAAGAGGGUCAUUGGAAUUUGAAGAAACAGGUGAAGCUCAAACAGUUCCUAUCAACAAUAAUAAUAGUCUUAUUCCUGCAUGGAUGCUACAACAUCUUACUAACUAGAUUGAUAUGUAUCUAUUUAUGUAUGUAUGUCUGUGACAGACAUAUAUAUAUAUUUAUUAUAUGAAAUAUGUAUGAUUGAUGUGUAAGUGUAAGUAAGCCUUAUUAAGGUAUCAACUAUAGCAGAAUUUCAUAUUCUGUUCAAACUUCUCCUAGUAUAUAUAAUGGGUUUUGCCCUACCUUUCAUAUUUCAAAUCAAUGAGAAUGCAGUCUUUCAUAUAA
Lathyrus oleraceus (garden pea) is the source of this 1091-nucleotide messenger RNA. RefSeq names its product truncated transcription factor CAULIFLOWER A. Lineage: Eukaryota; Viridiplantae; Streptophyta; Magnoliopsida; Fabales; Fabaceae. Gene Ontology annotation, molecular function: DNA-binding transcription factor activity; RNA polymerase II transcription regulatory region sequence-specific DNA binding; protein dimerization activity. The coding region runs from base 111 to 872 and encodes 253 amino acids. Gene Ontology annotation, biological process: positive regulation of transcription by RNA polymerase II. The record is from RefSeq and is a predicted model, not a curated record. The transcript is spliced from 7 exons. Gene Ontology annotation, cellular component: nucleus.